Osmerus eperlanus (European smelt) is the source of this 1116-nucleotide messenger RNA. Its product is annotated as epiphycan-like. Gene Ontology annotation, molecular function: protein binding. The coding region runs from base 118 to 1116 and encodes 332 amino acids. The record is from RefSeq and is a predicted model, not a curated record. Gene Ontology annotation, biological process: articular cartilage development; bone development. NCBI's taxonomy places the organism in Eukaryota, Metazoa, Chordata, Actinopteri, Osmeriformes, Osmeridae. Gene Ontology annotation, cellular component: extracellular matrix. The transcript has 7 exons.
UAGCCAAGAACAGAGGUCUUGCAUUGACAACUGAACCUCUAACUAACUGGAGAAGGCUGGAGGGGAGGAAGGAACUGCAAAACUCCUGAGGCCGACAUUUGCGUGCGAGACCUUUAUAUGGCGCUGCAGUGUGUAGUGGUGGCUCUGGCCCUGACCCUUCUGGGCUCAAGCCCCAGGGAAUGUGCCCCACAACAGGGUCCGGGAACCGACGAAGAUGGCUUUGACCUGGAGAACUACGACCUGACUGGAGAGACAGACUGGGAGAACAUGGACCUCAACAGUUACGGGGACAGCUUUGACUACAACGAUGUAAACCAAGAGAUUGAGGUGGGAACUGUCGCCCCGGCAGCCCCUGCCACCCCUCCUCAUGCCACUGAGCCCCCUGAGUAUGAAGAGGGGGGAGCGCUGCCCCCCCGGCCCACCACUCCCCCGCCACCCGUCACCCUGGACUUCAGAGGACCGGGUUUGUUUGGCCCAGAGACUGGCCUGGGAAUGCCCACGUGUCUGUUGUGUGUGUGUAUCGGAGGGAGUGUGUACUGCGACGACAUUGACAUGGAACAGAUCCCUCCUCUUCCUAAAGAUACAACACAUUUCUAUGGCCGCUUCAACCGGAUCAGACAUGUCAAGAAUACUGACUUUGUCAACCUAAACAAACUGAAGCGCAUUGAUCUCACAGGGAAUCAGAUUUCUGGGAUGGAUGAAGAUGUGUUCCUACCCCUGCCCCAGCUCGAGGACCUGCUAUUGGCUGACAACAACCUGCACAUCCUCCCAGCACUGCCAGCCACCAUGAGACUCAUCGACUUCCGCAGCAACCACCUGACCUCCGCCGGCGUGCAGCAGGAAGCCUUCAAGGAUAUUAGUCAACUAGAGUUCCUGUAUCUCUCCAAUAACAAGCUAGACUACAUCCCCACGCCUCUGCCAGAAAGUCUGCGAGUGUUACACCUGCAGAACAACAACAUCCAGAGUCUGAGCGAGGACACGUUCUGUAAUCGUCACAACCGCAGCUACGUCCGGCGCCUCCUGGAGGACAUCCGGCUGGACGGGAACCCUCUGCACCUACGCUGGUGGGGCCUGGCCUACACAUGCCUGCCACGCCUCCCCAUCGGGGGGUUCUGA